GGCAGAGCUUGAUAACAGCAACGGUAGCAGCCUUAUAACCUUACUAAGAACCCAUGCCCCGCAACGCACAAGCGACAGCUCAUUCGGCACCUUUGCCGUUAAACUAUAAUUGUUUUCUGAUUGAAGAGCCGACUUACACCUAGACAACAGCUGGAAGCCAGCUCGCAAUUGAGUGCUACCUUUGAACAGAGAAAGUAUCUUACUGCUACCCUUCGCCAAACGUCAAAGUCAAUGCGGUCCUUCAUUAUAACGCUGGAGCUGUUUCACCGGUCCCGUCGUCACUUUUACUGUGCUUAUUGCUAGAAGUAUUUAUUUUUUCAAAAUAAGGAAGCUUGCCGCCAACAUCCUUCGGAGCCUUAAGAGAUUACAAAGACCUCUCAGAUCGAAAGACAGUCCAACGAGACAGUUUGCUUGGGCUAAAAUAGAAGGGGACGCCAGCUCUCGUUGGAUUGACCCCUUUCAGUAACUAUGGACUGGUUAAUGGGGAAGUCAAAGACGAAGCCGAACGGAAAGAAGCCACCAGUGGAGGAGAAGAAGCCCUACCUGGAGCCAGACUACACCAAAGUGAGGGUCGUCGACUUUGACCUCAAGGAGCUGGUGGUGCUGCCGCCGGAGAUCGACCUGAACGAAUGGCUCGCCAGCAACACCACCACGUUCUUCAAUCUCAUCAACCUCCAGUACAGCACGGUUUCCGAAUUCUGCACAGGAGACACGUGUCCUGUCAUGUCCGCCUGCAAUACGACAUACUACUGGUAUGAUGAGAAGGGAAAGAAGACUAAAUGCACAGCACCACAGUAUGUGGACUUUGUCAUGAGUUCAGUACAAAAACUUGUCACUGAUGAAGACAACUUUCCCACCAAGUAUGGGAAAGAGUUCCCCAAUGCCUUCGACUCGCUGGUGAAGAAGAUCUGUAGAUACCUGUUCCAUGUGCUGGCUCACAUCUACUGGGCGCACUUCAAGGAGACCGUGGCCAUGGACCUGCAUGGACACUUGAACACGCUUUACACACAUUUCAUUGUUUUUAUAAGGGAAUUCAAUCUGAUGGACCCUAAGGAGAUUGCCAUAAUGGAUGACCUGACAGAGGUGCUCUGUACACCCCUGCCCCCUGCUCCACAGAACCACGUCACUGAAAGAUGAGGCCCAAUCCCACCUCCCCCCUGUCCCUGCCAAGCCGAGGGUCUCCCCUCUGCAUACCGCCCCCAGGGAGGAGAGAAGGACUACGGCCAUGGCGCCCGUGCCGGGGCUCCCAGCCCUUCCGACUCCCGGAAUAUUGUUCUCUUUUAGGACCCAUUCAGGAGUGGUCAGCCAGGCCUACAGGGGGUAGUACAUUGCUGAAUUUUCCCUGAGGCAGCCUGUCUGUGAGGCUAGCCCUUUAAUUGGGAACGAGUCAUACUUUCUUCCCUUUUGUUUCAGUUUGUUUCCUUUCAUUUGCACUUAUGAGUUUGGAUUGUAGCUGUGGGACACUUGUUGGUUUAUUUUGUCUCUCCCCUUGUCUUCUCAGUGUAGCUCCCGUCAACGUUUUAUUCUGUUAGAGUAACUGAACAUAAGGAAGCUGGCAGCAGAACUGUUUCAUGGUUUACUUGAUUUAAUGAGGCUGAAUUGUUGACCCUUUUGUCUGUAGGGUGUCCUUAAUAAAAUAAUGUUUUUUGUUUUUGUUUUUUUUUUCUUUCUUUUUUAUUAUUUGGGAACUUUAGUGUUUCAGACCUACAAGCUUUCCCCAGCUCCUGAGGUAUCUGUCCAUGAUGCUUGUUCAUACCUAAUCCUCUCAGACAGACUCUCUGCCCCAUUUCUCUAUUAUCCAUUAUCUCUUUAUCUGACAAAACAGCUGCACCUUUUUUUUUUUGCUUUCCCAUGGCAUUACCAUGUAAGGUCACCUUAAUCCCUCCUCAAUGGUCAUGUGGUCAGCAAAGACCUUCUCCUUCACUGGAUCCUACUGCAGGCAGCCAUGUUGGCUCGAUCCUGGGAGCCAUAAUGGCCAGAAGGCUGUGCUUCAUGGUGCUCUCCCAUCUCAUGCAGCACAAUGACAAAGACAUUGCUUUUGUCUGCUAUGUUUUAAUGCCGUGCUCAUGGGCAGAAAAGUCCAGCUUCCUACAGGCCCCCUAGCAAGUCCCAUUAAGGUCCAUUACAAUGUCCCUCCCAGGUUUAGCAAAAACAUUGAAUGCAAAAAUGAGGCUGAGGAAACGACUGGGUUGGGUUCGUGGGGGACAACACGUGAUCAUGGCAAAAUGAACGUAUUGCUCAGCUCGCCUUACAAGGACAUUUUCUGAAUAGAAAAGUGGAAAAGAAUGUAAAUCUAGUCUUUAUGUAUUUAACUGUUUGUCUAUUACCCAGAGUGAGUGAGAGAGAGAGAGAGAAAGAAAAUAAAGCGUAAGUAAAUACAAAAGAGAAUGAUAUUUUAAUGUCCUCCCUUCAUCACUGUUCAGAGAGUUCUCUUACACUGAGGGUUCUCUUCUUAGAGGGUUGGAUGUUUUUCAUUUUAAUUUAUUUAUCAUUUUUUAUUCAGUUUAGUUUUGGCAUUUUUCAGGGCUCAUCAGUUCCUGGCUUUCAUUUUUAUGUAUUUUAAUAAUACUUAAGUUAAAAGCGAUUUAAUAUUUUAAGCUCUGCAAAUUAUA
This is a messenger RNA of Electrophorus electricus (electric eel), 2612 nucleotides long. It is a transcript of the gene mob2b, whose product is annotated as MOB kinase activator 2b. NCBI's taxonomy places the organism in Eukaryota, Metazoa, Chordata, Actinopteri, Gymnotiformes, Gymnotidae. The record is from RefSeq and is a predicted model, not a curated record.